Messenger RNA from Chinchilla lanigera (long-tailed chinchilla), 2624 nucleotides. RefSeq names its product zinc finger, MYND-type containing 15 (gene Zmynd15). The record is from RefSeq and is a predicted model, not a curated record. Gene Ontology annotation, molecular function: histone deacetylase binding. Lineage: Eukaryota; Metazoa; Chordata; Mammalia; Rodentia; Chinchillidae. Gene Ontology annotation, biological process: spermatid development; negative regulation of DNA-templated transcription. The transcript is spliced from 14 exons. Bases 16 to 2496 code for a protein of 826 amino acids.
CCGCGGACCUGUGAAAUGGGGGGUCGGCUGGACACCCCCUCCUGCUUCAAGACCCUCUCGCUUCCCCUCGCGGCUCCGAGGCGGCGGGGCCCAGUCUCACGGCCAAGGUGGAGCGGCCGGGAGCGGGUGCCUGGCGGCGCACGCGGGCCGAGCCACCUGCCAGCCUCGGGGUGGAGGAGCCACCUGCCAGCCUCGGGGCGUGGCCGCUGGGAGCAGCGGAGCUCGGGCCCUGACGUCACGACCGCCCCCGAGUCCGGGCCCAGACCCUGUGCCUCUGAAGACAUGGAGUUUGUGUCUGGAUACCGGGAUGAAUUCCUUGAUUUUGCUGCUCUUCUCUUUGGCUGGUUCCACAAGUUUGUGGCAGAGCGAGGGCCGGUAGGGGCCAGUUUUGAGGGCCGCUGGCGACAGCUGGAAGCUCAGAUCAAAAGGCUGCCCCAGGACCCUGCCCUUUGGGUGCUCCAUGUCCUGCCCAACCAUAGUGUGGGCAUCAGCCUGGGGCAAGGGGCAGAGCCAGGGCCUGGAUCGGGCCUGGGGGCUGCCAGGCUUCUGGGAGAUGAGCCUCCUCUCCACCUUCGAGACCUGAGCCCCUAUGUCAGCUUUGUCAGCCUAGAGGAUGGGGAGGAAGGGGAGCAGGAAGAGGAGGAUGAAGAAGAGAACGCAAAGGAGAGGAGGACAGAAAAGGUUGAACCACAGGAGGAUGGGGAGCCAGCCUCUACCAGCAGAGAAUCCCCCCAGGAAGCAAAGCCUCCACUGGAGGCAGGGGAGACUGAGCAGGACGCAGGUGGUGAGGAUGGCGGCCCAGAGGACAAAGUGGAGAACCACAUGGCACAUGAGAAGAGGAACGGACGGAGGAGAGAGGCCGGCCUCCUGCACCUUUCCUGCCUCUUACUGGUGACAGAUGAGUAUGGUACCAUCUUGGGCAUUGAUCUGCUAACGGACAGAGCCCAGGGAAGCACAGACCUGGGCUCAGGAACAGAGAACCUGGCUCCUCGGGCCUAUACUCUCCUCUGCCACAGCAUGACCUGCCCCAUGGGCUCCGGGGACCCCCGAAAGCCCCGACAGCUUACUGUGGGAGACGCCCAGCUGCAUCGAGAGCUGGAGAGCCUGGUUUCAAGACUCAGAGUGAAGCUAACAAAAACCCCAAUGCGCACAUGGGGUCCUCGGCCGGGCUUCACCUUUGCCUCUCUUCGAGCUCGAACCUGUCAUGUGUGUCACAAGCACAGCUUCGAAGUGAAGCUGACACCCUGCCCCCAGUGCGGUGCUGUCCUGUACUGUGGAGAGGCUUGUCUCCGGACGGACUGGCGGCGGUGCCCAGAUGAUGUGAGCCACAGAUUUUGGUGCCCAAAGCUUGCAGCUUUCAUGGAGCGGGCAGGGGAACUGGCCACUCUGCCUUUUACCUAUACCACAGAAGUGACCAGUGAAACCUUUAACAAGGAAGCCUUCCUGACUUCUCGAAGCCUCACUCGUGGCUACUGGACCCAGCUCAGCAUGCUGAUUCCAGGGCCGGGCACCCGCAGGAGCCCCCGCAGCAGCAUGCCGCCCCUCAGCCUUCACAGUGGAGAUCCCUACCAACUUCUCCAAGGGGAUGGGCCUGCCCUGAUGCCUCCGGUGCCCUUGGAUCCACCCAGGGGCCCCUUUGGCUCGUGGCAGGAUUACUACACAUGGCGAGGCCUUGGUCUCGACUCCCCCAUGGCUGUGCUUCUCACCUACCCACUGACUGUGUAUUACGUCAUCACGCAUCUGGUGCCCCAGUCCUUCCCUGAGCUCAACAUCCAGAACAAGCAGUCACUGAAGAUCCACGUGGUAGAGGCAGGGAAGGAGUUUGACCUUGUCAUGGUAUUUUGGGAGCUCUUGGUCCUGCUCCCCCAUGUGGCCCUAGAGCUGCAGUUCGUGGGUGAUGACCUGCCCCUUGAGAAUGACCAGCAGCAUUUUACCCUGCAGAGGGAUGGCCCUGAGGUAUCAGUCCGUCCUAGUUCUGGGGUAUCAGCACGGCUCAGCUCUGGGACUAAGGAGAAGGGAGGCCACAGGGACCUUCAGAUCAAGGUGUCAGCUAGGCCCUACCACCUGCUCCAGGGACCCAAGCCCGACCUAGUUAUUGGAUUUAACUCCGGCUUUGGCCUCAAGGACACGUGGCUGAGCUCUCUGCCUCGUUUACAGUCCCUCCGUGUGCCCGCCUUCUUCACGGAGAGCAGCGAGUACAGCUGUGUGAUGGACAACCAGACCAUGGCGGUGGCCACGGGAGGGGGCACCAGCCCUCCACAGCCCAAUCCCUUCCGCUCCCCCUUUCGCCUCAGAGCGGCUGACAACUGCAUGCCCUGGUACUGUAACGCGUUUAUCUUCCACCUGGUCUACAAACCUCCGCAAGGCAACGGGGCCCGCCCGGCGCCCUGCCCGGCGCCCCCAGCCCCAACCCCAACCCCCGCCGCUCCUCCGGCCCCCGCCCGAAGGCGCCGAGGAGAAAAGAAAGCUGGGCGCGGGGCCCGCCGGCGGAGAUGAGGGCAGAGAUCGCAGCAGUCCGCCCCCUCCCCAGCACUCCCUGCCAGGAAAAGGAAAACACCCAAGGCAGAGGGGAGGACUGGUUGGCGGAACCCAAAAAGGUAAAUAAAAUUACUUGUUUGAAAUCA